GGGUGCUAUGAUCCUGAAGAACUCUGCUGUUCUUGGUCCAGGAGUCGUCACAGUUGUUGUUCCAGAAGGAAGUGACCCAGUCUUACCUUGCUCCCCCACCAUUAAGGAGAACCUUGAAAAAAAGCUCUUUGAUUGGAAAAAAGUUGGUCCAAAUAAACAGGAGGUCUUCUUCUAUGAUGGUGGCAUUCAUUACAAUAAUGGACGUCCCGGUCAAAAUGAGCACUUUAAAGGACGAGUAUUCCAUUUUUCAGACCAGCUAAGGUUUGGCAAUGCCUCCAUAAUCAUCAGAAAUGCGCAGAUAACGGACAGUGGAGACUACAUCUGUAUUUUUCCGCAGUCAGCAGAAGAAACAUUCGACGUCAAACUCCUUGUCGAACAAGUCUUUAAGGAGCAAUUAGAAGUCCUAGCUGCAGCUCCAAAGCCGGACAUCACUGUACUUGGUGUCACUGACUCCGGGGUGCAGCUGAAGUGUGAUGUUGGAGAUGUUCAUCCCCAGCCAAAGCUACAGUGGGAGGACAGCGACGGAAAUGUUCUUUCUGCAGAGGACCCAGUGGUCUCAGAAAGCGGAGGCCGCUACAACGUCACCCUCUGCACUACUGUGAUCCCGACCAAAACCAACUGCUUCCACUGUGUAGUUAAACAGGAGGGCUCUUACCAAGUGACUGAUCGUGAAAUCACUUUAUCAGAAAACCUGUUCAAGCAUAACUACUCAAAGGUGACCUCUGAAGGGCUGCUUAUUGGAAUGUUUUUGGGAGCUUCCAUUGUUUCUGUGGUUGUAGCUGUGCUGAUGGCUACAGGGAAACUGAAGAUAAGCUCUGACGAAGGUUCUCAAAGGAAUGCAAAUGGUACCUUAAAUGGUGAAGCAAACAGUCCACAAAGCAAUGGCCAAAUCUUGGAAUCUAAUGUUCUGAUGAAGGGACAAGGUUUCUACUCCGAAGACUAACGAUUCGUGUAAUGGGGAAUCAAGCCAGCCACUUCAACAACCUUAAAAGUGCCAGAUCAUCUGCCUUCUGUGUGGAGAAAAGAAUUGAUAUCCUGUGUGUGGAUAUCAAAUCUGUGCCAGCUUUUUAGUUUACUUGCCACAGUUUGAGCUUUCAAGACAUUUACAGCCAGUGAGCAUCUGUGGUGAGAAAAAGUGCCUUCCUCUUUCCUUGGCUUUUACAAUCAAGUUCAAUUUUGCAGGACUGCACUGCUGUAGACAAUGAACUUCUGAAAAGGUGCUCAGUUACACUUAUUGUUUUGUUUGUUUCUGGUUUCUAAAUUUGCAAAGCAAGGCACUCUUUUAAUUUUUUUUAAAGUCUUACUCAGAGUCACAUGUGAAAUUAUGCAAGAGGAAAAAAAAAUGUGUUUUUAACUAUACUCCAUGUGCUACUGGAAAAUCUUUGCUGUUAUUUUGGGUGUGACUUGGAUAUCCACUUUAACCUCAGGAGUUUUUAUAUACAGGGAAAAUAAACACAUACAUUCAUAGGAGAUCUUUGUGAAACAAUAACAUUCUUUUUGUCAUACUGGUUUUGGUAAAUACGUUUCUAGUAUUGACAGAUGGGCAUAUUACAAUGAUGCAGUUUAACAUAACAAUUUACUAAAUCCAAAACCACUUACAGUAUGUAAAAGAAGUUUCACAAAGUUUCAUAUUUUUAGUGUUUUAUACCAGUGAAUGAGCUCAAACCAAAAGGAUCCAGAAUGAUCAAGUGACUCGUCAGUAGGGAUGGGUAUCGAAAACCGGUUCUU
Molecule: messenger RNA, 1728 nt
Organism: Neolamprologus brichardi
Lineage: Eukaryota; Metazoa; Chordata; Actinopteri; Cichliformes; Cichlidae
Source: RefSeq, a predicted model, not a curated record